AAUGUCGUUUUAUAUUGCUGCCGAACUCCGUUCCGUCAGCACUAUACCCUCUCGCUGAAGUCUAGUAUUGUGUUUUAACAACAACAAUGCCGCCCAAGACAAGUGGUAAAGCCGCCAAGAAAUCUGGCAAAGCCCAGAAGAACAUCUCCAAAACCGACAAGAAGAAGAAGAAGCACAAGAGGAAGGAGAGCUACGCCAUCUACAUCUACAAGGUGUUGAAGCAGGUGCACCCCGACACCGGUAUCUCCAGCAAGGCCAUGUCGAUCAUGAACUCGUUCGUGAACGACAUUUUCGAGCGCAUCGCCGCCGAAGCUUCCCGUCUCGCCCACUACAACAAGAGGUCCACCAUCACAUCGAGGGAGGUCCAAACUUCCGUCAGGCUCCUGCUGCCCGGUGAGCUCGCCAAGCACGCCGUCAGUGAAGGCACCAAGGCCGUCACCAAGUACACCAGCUCUAAAUGAGCGGCCGGCAGCUAGCGAAAGCAGCCGCCGACGCCUCCUCGUGACCGCCGCGUUUGUGGACGACGUCGCCGUGUCGUGUCGUGUGUCGCCGAGCCAGUGUUUGUUGUUCGUGUGUUCCGGGUGUGUGCGCCAUGGUGUUUUGUGCGAGUGUUGAUCGAUUGCGUCGUCGU
Molecule: messenger RNA, 631 nt
Organism: Helicoverpa armigera (cotton bollworm)
Lineage: Eukaryota; Metazoa; Arthropoda; Insecta; Lepidoptera; Noctuidae
Product: histone H2B
Exons: 1
Coding region: 87-461 (124 amino acids)
Cellular component (GO): nucleosome
Molecular function (GO): protein heterodimerization activity; DNA binding; structural constituent of chromatin
Source: RefSeq, a predicted model, not a curated record